AUUUUAUCAAAGAUUUUCUUAUAUUUUACUUAUCAAAACUCAAAAUAGGGGAAGGCCCGAAGGGUGUAAAAACCCCGGUCCACACCAUCAUAGCAAAACCUCAGAGGAAUCGAGGGAUCCGGUCUAGAAUUUGAUCCGCAGCAUCAUUUGCACUUUUGCAGAUUGAGGUGGCGGGAAAACUGAAUAACAAAGAGACCGUGUUCGAUCGACCAAUCAAGACUAAUGGAGGUCCUGAAAUCACCAUUGUCAGCCUCACAGAAAGGGAAGCUGAUUUCUGCAGGCUACACUUCCAUUAAUUUGCUUUCUUCAGUUUCUCCUUCCCAUCUUGCACUAGAACUGAAGAUUUCAGAAGCUGAGGCACUUGAAAUUUUAAAAACUGUAUCAGAUGGUAGUAGAUCAGAAAGCACCAGUACCAGUUGCACAAUUGUCAAAGGUGCCCAGAGUGCAUGGGAUAUGCUUCAGGAAGAGGAAACCCUUGUACGUAUCACCACUUCAUCUUCAGAUUUUGACAACAUUUUGGGUGGUGGAAUAAGUUGCAAGGAAGUCACUGAAAUUGGUGGAGUUCCAGGCAUUGGUAAAACACAACUCGGAAUUCAACUUGCAGUAAAUGUUCAAAUCCCAUUUGAUUAUGGUGGACUUGGAGGCAAGGCAAUUUACAUUGAUACGGAAGGUAGCUUCAUGGUUGAACGAGCUUUACAAAUUGCAGAAGCUUGUGGUGAUGACAUGGCAGAAUACAGUCGUUUGUAUCGAAAAGGGUUUCAUUCCCAUGAAGUCAAAAUUCAACCCAAAGAUUUUCUUGAAAAUAUAUUUUACUUCCGUGUAUGCAGUUACACCGAGCAAAUUGCACUCAUCAAUUACUUAGACAAAUUCAUCACUGACCAUAAAGAUGUGAAGGUGGUUAUCAUUGAUAGCAUCACAUUUCACUUUCGUCAAGAUUUUGAUGACAUGGCAUUAAGAACUAGACUGCUUGGUGGAAUGGCUUUAAAGUUGAUGAAACUUGCUAGAAAAUUUGGAGUAGCGGUUGUUGUAUUGAAUCAAGUGACCACUAAGUAUUCAGAUGGUUCAUUCCAUUUAGCCCUUGCACUCGGUGAUAGUUGGUCACAUGCCUCCACAAAUCGGAUAAUUUUACAUUGGAAUGGAAACGAACGGUAUGCAUACAUUGACAAAUCACCCUCUCUCCGAUCGGCAUCUGCACCAUAUUCCGUGACAGGAAAAGGAAUCAGGGAUUCUCCCUCAAACAACAAAAGAAUUAAAAAUAUGUAACUUUUAUUAGUUUACAUAUGAUUCUUGUGAGCCCAUUUAAAAAAGCCCAUGUGGUUGUAAGAAUUAAGAAGGGGAAUGUAACCAUGUAUGACUGUAUGUUAAUCUGUAAAUUGCUUAUGGGAAAAGUGAGAAAGUUUUAGUGAGC
This is a messenger RNA of Lactuca virosa, 1408 nucleotides long. NCBI's taxonomy places the organism in Eukaryota, Viridiplantae, Streptophyta, Magnoliopsida, Asterales, Asteraceae. The record is from the annotation of a GenBank genome assembly.